AGAGCGUAAGGGAAGAAACAACAGAAGCAAUGGAUCCGCAGCAAAGAGAAGUUUCACUUCUUCAGGCAGAAGCUCAGAAGUUGACUAUUGCAACUGAAGCAUCUCAGCCUUGUGAUGAAGAGAAAAAGAGAGCUGAAAAAGCGAUGGUUCUGCAACAAAGGGAAGUUUCACAGCCUGUCACCAUAAAGGAAGAGUUGGAAAUUUUCAUGCGCCUGCAUGGUGAGUUUUUAGGACUCCGCACUAGAAGAAUGAACAAGGUUCGGGGUGAAGCAAAAGUUUUAUACCAGAAAGGCUUGCAAAACAUGAGAGAGACUGCUAAUGCUAUCGUAAAAAGGGCUUUAGAAGAUUUUAAAGAAGAUGAGAAGAAACUUGAGACUGUGGAAAUGAUAAAGACUCGGAUAACAAAACUCAGGAAAGAAAUCAGGAAACUCAAGACAUGA
This is a messenger RNA of Camelina sativa (false flax), 440 nucleotides long. RefSeq lists its product as uncharacterized. The record is from RefSeq and is a predicted model, not a curated record. Lineage: Eukaryota; Viridiplantae; Streptophyta; Magnoliopsida; Brassicales; Brassicaceae.